Racocetra persica is the source of this 1395-nucleotide messenger RNA. NCBI's taxonomy places the organism in Eukaryota, Fungi, Glomeromycota, Glomeromycetes, Diversisporales, Gigasporaceae. The record is from the annotation of a GenBank genome assembly.
AUGAAAAAGUCUUUGCUGACCAUAUCAUUAAUAAUUAUAUUCUCUUCAUUCCUUUGCGUAUCAUCCACAAAUUCUGAUUGUGGACCACCCGCACAAUGCUAUGAUUAUCCAAACCCUUUAAAUCGAAACUACAAAAAACCCGUACCGUGUCCGGUGUCAAAACAAAAAAAACCAACAUUGAAUUUGGCAGCGAAAGGCUCAAAGAAGAACAUGUUUGAUGUUACUUUUACAUGUGGAGUAAAAAAUGCAGUGUUAUGUAAUAAAGUAAAAAAGACGUUUGAAACAGCAGGAAAUAUAAUAUCAUCCACCCUUAUAUUAAAUUCACCCAUAACUUUAAAUGCUAGUUUCGUCGAUUUUUGUGUUGUUAUGGGUGAAUGCGGUGGUAAAACAGGACUUGUAACUUUAGGUGGAGCAUCACCAGCACGUACAAUACCACUGCAAGAUGAUGACGGAUUAGUACGACUAUAUCCACAAGCACUUGUUAAACAAUUUCAAUUUAACAUACACCCAGAAUAUGGGCCUUAUGAUAUUUUAGCCAUGUUUAAUUCAGCUGGAACAAACUUUUGGUUUGAUGGAGACGGAAAAAUCAAACCAGAUCAACAAGACUUUUUAUAUGUAGUUUUGCAUGAAAUGAUUCAUGGGUUAGGUCUUGCAUCUAAUUGGGGAGAUUACAUAAACGACGACAACCCGACAGCAAUAACACCAGAUUUAUCUCUAGUAACAGAUGAUGAUUCAAAGCUUAAAUUUAAUGGAUUUAUGGAAAGCGCAUUUGAUAAAUACAUAAUAUAUUUGUCAAGUGGACGUAAAACCUCGGAGGUCACGGAUAAACUUAAUAAAUUUCCAGGAGGAACUGAUGCAAAGUUUUCCAAUAUGAAAGAAUUUAAGGCAAAAUUCAAGGCAUCACCACAAUAUGAAUUGGCACUUGACAUGAUGAAAACAAUGACCACACCGUAUUCGUUGGGGUUCUUACCGCAUGAUAGCACCGAAUCAGCGCAGGCGAUUAUUCUUGAAACAAAUUUGAACCCUUAUUGUCAAGGUUCAAGUGUUAGUCAUGUGGAUUUUAAUACGUAUAAUAAUACAUGUGAUUUUUUAAUGAAGUAUUUGGCAGACCAUGGGGCGACCAUGCGCACUAUUACAACAUCUCGGGGAUGCACAGAUGCUAUCGGUCCUGAACUAAUACUAAUUCUUGAAACUAUGGGAUAUGCAACUUCAAAUAACCCAAAUCCUUACAAACCAAAUGUCACUAUAACUUCAAAUAAUUUUAACCCAAAUAUUAAAGGAAUAGUUGAAUCUGUAUCACCUAAUCCAAAUUCAUCUCCAAAAAUGAUAAAUUUUGAUUUUGAAACUCUCAUAGUUCUUAAUCUAAUUGGUUUUAUAACUGUACGAUAUCUUUGA